AUGGCUGAAUCCGCAGCUGCUGCUCAAGCAGUCAUGGAAGUGGCUGCUUCUCAGGAAGGAACGACGGAUGCGGUGGUUGUGGUUGAUGGUGCUGAGGCACCGACGGCAGAAGCUGCUGAAGCAGCAGUGGAGACAAUCGAAGCUUCUGCGGAAGCGCUGGCGCCUGCUGAGGAUGCGAUCCCUGCUUCGCAGCCUCGGACGCCUGAGGUAGCGACCUGUCGGCGCUGCCAGCAAGAGAUCCAAGUGAAGGACGCCAUCUGCACGGCGAAAUUUCGUCUGGAGUUGCGUUACACUUGCCAUCCCUGUCACGCGGUGUUGUCGCAACUCCAGAGGCGCGGUGUCGACAUCAAAGAAGUCCUCACCGAAGGCGCUGCAGUCACGUUCUUUCAGGACGCAAAGAAUGAGCGUGCCAACGGCAUGGAAGGUCGUCUGUGCUACGCACAGUCCCGUGCGUUGCUGGUGCAAAAGAUGGUUGAAUCCACAACCCACUUGGAGAAGAAUGGCAGUGAAGGAGAGUACCAACCGCUAUCACAUUGGAUGCUGCGGGGAUACGACUGCGAUCGUAUCGAGGCGCUGGCUGAGCGCCGGGAGCAUCCCAUCCUCGGCCCAACGUUCCGGGUUGACAUCGAUAAGAUGUCUACGGAACAAAUUCGAGCCAUUACGGAGGAACGGUUGCUGAACAUCGAGAGCCAGGCCCGUGAGCGACAGCAGCAAAGGGCGGCUGUUGGCGAUGGCAGCAGUGCGGCGGCACGAGCAUUGCCUGACUUAGGGGUCGAAGUGGAGCAUGUUGCUGCUGCGGCAGAGAAAAAGCGCAAAUCCCCUGAGGAAAAGCAAGCGGCUUCUGCUGCGGCUAAGGCCCAAAGACAGGAAGAGAAGAAACGGCAGAAACUGGAGCGUGUCGCUACCUCCGCUGCUGCCAAAGUGUUACCACAGCUGAAGAAAUGUUAUGACAAGCUCAAUGAGGUGCUGGACAAAGUUAGCACAUGUGGAGCGGGCCUGCCGGAGGCAAGCGCGGAACAUGUGCAGAAGACAAAAGCAACCUUGGAAGAGACGGUGAAGCAUGCCACCCACAUGCUCGCAGCAGCCGCCAAGGGACAAGAUCUGAACCUUGGAACCGACGUCCUGAAGACAGAAAAAGGUUUGAAUGACAUUCUCAAAGAAGGAAAUGCAGCCAUUCGAUCACUGCAGUUCUAUAUCCGUGAGACAAAGGAGAGUGCCAAAGCCGCAAAGGCUCAGGGCGGCGCUGCGAAGGGAAAGGCAAAGGUCGGCGGCCCCCGCUGUGUCAGGAUGACCAUCCUGUGUGCGCUCACUGUGGCACGUGCAACGGCCAUAGCCUUGCAGAACCAAUGCAGUGGGAAAGAAGAUAUCGAACGGAUCGCUGAUGCGCUAGAAAAUCUGAAAGAAGUGCUGGCGCAGAUCCAUGUCAGUGAGGCAUAUGCUGAGCAUGUGUCCAUGACGAAGUUUUGUGAUCGCGUUCUCUGGUCGACCCGAGGGUUGCUGCUGCACUGGGAAGUGACGACCACGUCCCUGCAAGAACUGCCUGUGAAGAAAAUGCCAGCUUUGGAAAAAAAUCCCGUUUGGAGGAUCACGCAUCCGAACCGGGAGAGGUACUUGAGCGAAGUCUCCGCGGGAGUCAACUUCCUGCUGGCUCAGCAGGAAACAUUGACAGGGGAGCCUUGGGAUUGGCUUUUCCACUUUGUUCAUCAGUUAGAGUAUAGCAAAGACGUGGCUGCGGCCAUGGCCCGAUUCAGUGAAAAUAGUAUCGCCAAGAUACAAGGUUGGCUGAAUGGAAAAGCUUGCAACCAGAAGAAGUCUGGCGCACUGAAACGAAAAAUGAGUGCAGCCUUGAGUCCUUAUCGUGCUUGCUACAAAGAAGUUGCUGUGUGCGAGAAAGCAACGGGGCAAAAGAACAUAAUAUUCUAUAUGGCAGACGUGCGGCGUUUGCUUCGCUUGUUUGCCUCUGAAUGUCCUUCGUUUGCUUCUUUGCUGCGAAGCCCGGCAUCGCGAAAGUUCGAGGUGUUUCUUGGACACGACGAAGCGACUGCGGGAAAUGUUCUCAAUCCGCAGCAACGAAUGAAAACUUUGUUGGUGUAUUUUACGCUGAGGCCGCUGUCGCAGUACUUCGAAACUGCGCGAGCAUGGAUGCCUUUGGCGGCAAUCACCCACGAACAAAUCCAGCGGUGUCCUGGCGGCCUGAGUGCCAUCACGGCCUGCAUUGUCGAAGAGUGGCUGGAUCAGAACUUAGUUAGCGACUUUGUAGUCGCAGACGGUGUGCCGCCCAUGUCGCUGGCAAUCACAGGAUUCAUCAGUGAUAUGGAAAGUCAACGGGGCGCUUUCGCAGCCAAGGGAAGCGCAGCAUUGAAGCCGUGCAUCCACUGCGGAAAUUGUCUCAUGAAAGGCGCACAAGGCGCUGAGGUGUCGGAAAAUUUCUGCACAAUCGAAGAGCAUGACCUUGCUCUGUUUGUUGCGAAUGAUGCACGCGACGUUGAGAAUUACAUUGUCCACUGGAUAAACCAAAUCCCAAACGUGAGCAAGGCGGAAGUGGAACUGAGACAGAAAUGCUUGGGAUUCCAACUUGAUCCGAACAGCAUCUGGUCUUAUCCCCGGGCUCGCAGCAUCUGCCACAUUGGCAUUGCGAUCAACGAUGCAAUGCAUGCCUAUUGGGCAAAUGGUAUUUGCAAUUCAGAAAUUGCAUUGGUGGUCAAUGCUGUGAAGCGGCAUACCCAUAUAGAUGUGAGUCAUCUCUGUGAUGCCAUGGUCAGUGCAAACUGGAAAAGACAUAAGCCAGACGAAAAUAAGCAUUGGUGCAAGCGUCUGUGGACGCCUGCUUUGUUCGGGGAGCACGAAUACAAGGGAUCCGCCACGCAGUGCCAUGCGUUGAUGGCCCUUAUGAGGUGGUACUGUGAGACCCUCUGGAUUCACAUCCCAUGCUUGCGCGCAAUCGCUGAGUGCUUCUUGGCGUUGGCGCGCUGCACUGAUGCUUUGCGCCAAGGCAAAAAGACACACGACUGGUCUGAUCUGGAUAAAGCCCAGUCAGACCAUCACAAGCUUUUUGCCACGGUGCAUCCUGGUCUCAUGAGACCCAAACACCACCACCGCUUGCAUCUGAGCAACCACUACCGCAAACACCAUGUCAGCAUCAAUUGUUGGGGCAUUGAACAAUCCCACCAAAACUACAAGACCAUAUACGCUGACAACUUGCAACAGUUCCUUCGAGCUGACAACGGAGGAAAGGCAUACAGCCAGCAGCUCAUGCCACGCCUGCUGCUUCGUUCGCUGCAGCUGUGCCGAGAACAUCCGUUCGAGAGCGGAGAUUUCACACUGGUUUCUCCGUUUGCAACGGCAGAAGUCGAAGCCAGUACUGGAUUACAAGGCACGCAAAUCAGUCGCAGUUGCCGCCUGCGACUCGGGGGCCUCUCCUUGUUGGGACUGCAGCGGCAGCAGAAGCGUGCCAGACUGCGUGCGAAAAAUGUCGCGGAUGAUUUCGACCCUGAGCUGGCCUCGAAGAGUGUGCAGCUUUUGGUCUCUGCUUUUCAGGAUGUGGAAACAUUAGCACCCCGCAGCGAAGGUGCGUGGAUGGUGGAAUUGGGCUUUCACACUAGACUAGAUUAUGGCUCUCGGCCCGCAUGGACAAGUGGCUUGGAGCGUGGCACGGCGCAUGCUGGCCUGAAGAAUUUAGGGAACAGCUGCUGGCUCAAUGCCGUGUUGCAAUGUUUUCGGUGGACUCGCUCGCUGUACAAUGCUUUCACUACUCGGUUGAUGGAAUGCGAAGAAUCGAUUCUGGGAUCGUUGGUGCAAGAUGUUUUGCAGAAACUUGCAAGCGACGACUGGGAUUACGUUGCACCAUUUGCUUUGCUCAAUCAACUGUAUGCAACCUACCAAGGAAGAUUUCGACCUGGUGAGAGCGCAGAUGCAGCAGAAGCUUGUCGCGUGCUGUUAGACCGGUGUGUCUACGGCAGUGAUAUUGUACAUUUACUGCCUACAUCCAUUGCACUCGCUCGGCGCGGCGUCACUCUCACGGAGUUGACGCGUGAGCAUUUUGCAACAUGCCGGCCGAGCAGUGAUGUUGUCAUUUUGGAAGUGGCGCCCGUCGAUGGCGGCCGGAUGAAUUGGUCGCAGUUGUUGGUGACACCGCCCGCUGGUGAGGGCAACAACUACCUCUACACCGUUUCCGGCUUUGUGGCGCAUGUCUCUGGAGAUCAUUUUGUGGCGUAUGUGCGCGCCCACAACCAAUGGCUACUAUGCAAUGAUGCAACGGUCAGCGUCGUCUCUGUUCUGGGACCUGUAUGGCCUUGUCUCAUUGUUUUGGAGAGAUUACGCCGGCAGCAGCUGGCGCGGCCUGCGCGCCAGGCGCCGCCUGCGGGCAGCGACUGCCUCUGUCGCUUGCCUCGGUUGUUGCAGGAAACUGUAGCGCCUGGGCCUGAUGCUCCUGGGGUGCGUGCGGCGGGAGCGCCGCCUGGGACUGCUGCUGCCAUGGCUGUUGGCUCGCGCCUUGGGCGCUUUGCAGCGGCGCUGCAGCGCAAGCGUCGAGAAGCCAGUUGCGCUCGUGCAGGUCAGCUCGGAUGGGAGCGUUCUAUUGCUCAUUGCAUCGAUGGGUUUCAUUGA
Messenger RNA from Cladocopium goreaui, 4605 nucleotides. The record is from the annotation of a GenBank genome assembly. NCBI's taxonomy places the organism in Eukaryota, Dinophyceae, Suessiales, Symbiodiniaceae.